Molecule: messenger RNA, 729 nt
Organism: Ornithodoros turicata
Lineage: Eukaryota; Metazoa; Arthropoda; Arachnida; Ixodida; Argasidae
Exons: 7
Coding region: 111-641 (176 amino acids)
Source: RefSeq, a predicted model, not a curated record
UUUCGCAAAGUUGUCAGUUGCUACAUCUUGCUUUUGACGUUAUAUUCAAAUUCUAAUCAAAAUAUAUAUCACGCUUCUCUAAACUGCGCUCACCGCAGUCCGAAAGAGACAUGGCUUCUGUUCUGGUCGCGUUCGUCCUGGUUUUCGUGGCAUCGUUACAGUUCGUAACGACUCCGGUCUAUGGAACUCCACAUUGCGACCCCGCUGGAUGGAGCAUCUUUGGUUCCUGCACAAAAUACAGUCGUAUCGAGUAUCAUGGUUCCAAACUUAGCUGCAUCUACUACUGCGGGCCUAAUAAUGCAAUUUGCUAUAAAAAAGAGAAGGACAGAGAACCUUGCUUGAACUUUGACAGCGCAUCGAAAGGCAGGUGCUUCAGGGGGCGGUGUUACACACCGGAAGAAUACGAAAGCAUGCGUCCACCACACUGUAAGCACUACCGCAGUCCACCGCUAGACUGCCCGAAAGGACACGACUACAUUAAAAACUCGCAGGGAAUUCGUUACGGAUGCCAGUACUACUGCAAGAGAGGCCGGAGUAAACACCCGUAUCCCAGGGAAGUUGAUGGCAGUGACUGUCUCAUUCCAUCGACUGCAGCAAAUGGCAUAUGUUGGAACGGCGAGUGCAUUCGUCGGCGUGCAUGACAGAAUGCAGACGAUGAUGACAGAAGAUGAGAUGGAAAUCGCACAAGUUGGCAAUUCUUUUUUCAAGGGGAAUAAAUAUUUUAUCAAU